CUUGGCAAAUUGGAAGUUGAUUUGUGAAUUUGGGCAUUUUGCUUGUGCUACUGUAGUUGUUUGGCUUAUGAGGUAAUGCUGCAAUAAUUUUCGAGAUAUCCUCAUCUAUGCUUGACUCUAAUUGUAAUCCCAAUUGAAGCAUGGAAUUCUAGAAAUCGCCCAACCAUUUUACACCAGAGAGCUCAAGUCCAAACUUCCUUAUUGAAACAUUCUUCAAUUGCUAACAAAGUUCCCCAAAUUUCAUCAUCAUUAAUCGGAACCAGAUGCUUCUUCUCUCCAGAUGUUUCUUAACGUCGGCGGCGGCGUGCUUCUUCUCUUCCUUUGGCGCCAUUAAUGAGAAAUUAAGAGUUGUAGGCACCGCAACUGGAAGUUACAGGUAUUGCUGGAGAAGAAACGAGGAGUGAGAAAAUUAAAAGAAGCCUAGCAAGUGAAACGAAGCGUUUUGGACCCCAACAAAUUAUUUGGCGCUAAAAACUCUUUCACACUUCACACUAGAGAGCUCUAACUCUAAACUCCAAGAAGAGGGAUAGAAAUGGAGGACGACGAUCAGUCGACGGUGGCCGGAAGACGGCGAGGCAGAGAAAAAAACAUUGCCAGAGCGCAAGCCCUAGAACGCCUGAAAGCACGGCGCAGCGGCGAAGGCCGCCCUUCUUACGAUAUCAAGAUGGAUGCUCCCAUCUACGACACUGUCGACGAAGACGAGUACCAAACAAUUGUCACUAAACGCCGUGAAGAGUUCAGUGAUUUUGUUGUUGGGGAUGCAGGUGACGGAUAUAUCGACGAUGGCGAGGAAGAGGAUUGGACUAAGGCUGGAGUUUCUUUUUCUUCCGAUGAGGAGUUCGAUGGCGAAGAUGGAGAGAAAUCGAAGCGUAAGAAGAAGGAGAAGGUGGAUAAGGAGAAGAAGCCUUCUGCUACAACUAAGGCUCUCUCUGCUGCUGCUGCUUCGAUGGGCAAACAACGGAUUUCUUCCAUGUUUACGACAUCGGUGUUCAAGAAGAGGGAUGAGGAGAAAGGGAAAGGGUUGUCGUGUGAUAGUGUUGUUGAUGAUGUGAUUGCUGAGUUUGCACCUGAUGAUGAGGAUAGAGAGCGUCGGAGAAGACGGCAAUCGAAGAAUUUAGGGUUAGGGUUAGGGUUAGGGUUAGGCGUGAAUGGGAUUAAUAAAAUGAAGGUUGAGAAGCCAGUUGUUAGUGAAUUUUCGAGGAAGGUUGAAGAUGAUUAUAGACCUCUAUCAUCAGAUUUUGCCCCAGUAAUUAGGGUAACUGAUGAAAAGGUAGUUGCAGAGGAGGAGAAUUUGGAUGAUUUAAGUUUAAUUGAGGGUGACAUUAUAGGUGGAGAUGAACAGGGUGAGAAAUUGGCGAAUGCAAUUGAAGGUAAGAUUGAGCCAGCUUUGAAGGAGGAGGCUCAGAAGGAAUUUACAUUCAACGCGAAGAUUAAGGAAGAAAAUAUUAAGUCUUUUAGUGCAGCUACUGAGUGGCAGGCAAUCAACAAUGCAGGGGAAGGAAGCGGUGCUGGGGGUAAGCCGGUUGAGACGAGUUUGGGUUCGGAUGAGAAGCCGGAGUUUGUUUUGGAGACUGAUGGAUCAUUGCCUUUCUAUAUACUUGAUGCCUAUGAAGAGAUGUAUAGUGCUAAUGCUGGCACAAUCUAUCUAUUUGGUAAAGUCAAAGCAGGAAAUGCAUAUCAUAGUUGCUGCAUUGUUGUGAAGAAUAUGCAGAGGUGUUUGUAUGCUAUACCAAGUAGUUCUGUUUUUCAUAACGAGGUAGUCUUGAAGCUGGAGAAGGACUUAGCUGAUAAGAAGAUUUCAGCUGCAGAAUUUCGCAACAAGCUUCAUGAAGUUGCAUCAGGAUUGAAAACUGAAAUGGCAAGACAGUUGGUAAACCUCAAUGUUUCAGCGUUUAGCAUGGCACCUGUUAAGAGGAAUUAUGCAUUUGAGCGCGUUGACAUACCUCACGGGGAGAACUAUGUGCUUAAGAUCAAUUAUCCAUUCAAGGACCCUCCACUCCAACCAGAUCUAAAGGGAGAUACCUUCUGUGCAGUGUUAGGGACUCACUCAAGUGCCCUGGAACUCUUUCUGGUCAAGAGGAACAUAAAAGGACCAUCUUGGUUGUCAAUAUCUAAAUUCUCUAGUUGCCCUUCGCAUCUACGGGUGAGCUGGUGCAAAUUUGAGAUAACGGUGGACUGUUCAAAGGACAUCCAAGUGUCGACCUCUACCAAGAAUACUGCUGAGAUUCCCCCAAUCAUUGUUACAGCAAUCAAUUUGAAAACAAUUAUCAAUGAGAAACAGAAUAUCAACGAAAUUGUUUCAGCGUCCAUUAUCUCCUGUAGUAAAGCAAAGAUUGACACUCCAAUGCUGGCUUCAGAGUGGAAGAGACCCGGUGUGCUUAAUCAUUUUACUAUUGUAAGGAAGCUUGAUGUAUGGCCAGUGAAAUUCCAAACAAAAGUUGAGGAAAAAAAUACAAAGGCCGGAAGCACCAUACUUCAUUUUGAGACAAGCGAAAGAGCUCUGCUGACCCGUCUGCUGACAGAGAUGUUCAAGUUGGACAGUGAUGUUCUUGUGGGCCAUAAUAUUUCUGGAUUUGAUCUAGAUGUUCUCCUUCAUAGAGCUCAGUCAUGCAAAGUACCAAGCACCACAUGGUCUAAAGUAGGUCGUCUCAAAAGAACUACAAUGCCAAAGCUGACAAAGGGAAGCACCGUUUUUGGAUCAGGAGCAAGUCCAGGAAUAAUGACUUGUAUUGCUGGCCGCCUCUUGUGUGACACAUUUUUGUGCUCCCGAGACCUCUUAAAGGAGGUGAGCUAUUCAUUGACAGAACUAGCAAAGACUCAGCUGAACAAAGACCGGAAGGAGAUUGCUCCAAAAGAUAUUUCCAGCAUGUACCAAAGAACUGAAUCUCUUAUGGAUCUUAUUGAAUGCAACGAGACAGAUGCAUGGCUGUCUAUGGAACUGAUGUUCCACUUAAGCAUUCUUCCACUUACACGUCAACUGACUAAUAUCAGCGGCAACCUUUGGGGAAAGACUCUACAAGGAGCUAGAGCGCAACGGGUAGAAUAUCUUCUGUUGCAUGCAUUUCAUGCAAAGAAGUAUAUUGUUCCUGACAAACAUUCAUCACGUGGAAAGGAAAAUAAAUUGACAAAGCGCAAAAUAGAAAAUGCCGUUGACAUAGAUUUGGAUAACUUAAACAAUGUGAAUGAGGUUCAGCACGAAGAUCAUGGGAAGGGCAAGAAAGGUCCUGCCUAUGCAGGUGGAUUGGUUUUAGAUCCCAAAAGAGGUUUAUAUGACAAAUACGUGCUACUUUUGGACUUCAACAGUCUUUAUCCUUCUAUCAUUCAGGAGUACAAUAUAUGUUUUACAACAGUUGAGAGAUUUCCUGAUGUAUCAGUUCCACGAAUACCAUCUUGUGAGAAAACAGGAUUGCUACCUGAGUUGCUUAAGAAUUUGGUUGAGAGGAGGAGAAUGGUGAAGUCUUGGCUAAAGACAGCAUCAGGUCUCAAGGCCCAACAGUUUGACAUACAGCAGCAAGCACUUAAGCUCACAGCAAACAGUAUGUAUGGAUGCCUGGGUUUUUCCAACUCAAGAUUUUAUGCGAAGCCCCUUGCAGAACUUAUAACUCUGCAGGGAAGAGAGAUUUUGCAAAGUACUGUUGACCUUGUGCAGAACAUGCUGAACUUAGAGGUUAUUUAUGGUGAUACAGAUUCAAUCAUGAUAUAUACUGGGCUUGAUGAUAUAGCAAAGGCCAAAGCCAUUGCUGGAAAAGUCAUCCAAGAGGUUAAUAAAAAAUACAGGUGUUUGGAAAUUGAUCUGGAUGGGUUGUACAAGAGGAUGCUGCUCCUCAAGAAGAAAAAGUAUGCAGCUGUCAAAUUACAAUUUAGGGAUGGAGCGACAUAUGAGGUAAUUGAACGGAAGGGCCUCGAUAUGGUACGUCGUGAUUGGAGCUUGUUAUCAAAACAAGUUGGGGACUUUUGCCUGAGUCAGAUACUUUCCGGGGGAUCCUGUGAGGAUGUUGUGGAGUCGAUACAUAGUUAUCUUAUGAAGGUGGCAGAAGAGAUGAGGAAAGGAGAAGUACCUCUAAAAAAAUAUGAAAUCACAAAGUCAUUGACAAAACCACCUGAAGCUUAUCCCGAUGCCAAAAAUCAACCACAUGUUCAGGUGGCAUUGAGAUUGAAACAAAAGGGUUUAUCUUCGGGUUGUUCUGCAGGGGAUACAGUUCCAUAUAUUAUAUGCUGUGAGCAGGAGACUACAGGGACUUCAAGUGGUAUUGCCCAGCGAGCUAGACAUCCUAGUGAAUUGAAUACAGACAACUCGACAUGGAUGAUUGAUAUCAACUAUUACUUAUCUCAACAGAUUCAUCCUGUAGUGUCACGUUUAUGUGCAUCCAUCCAGGGUACAGACCCUGCGCGUCUGGCUGACUGUCUGGGCCUUGAUUCAUCUAAGUUUCAAAGUAAAUCUAAUCAGAUCACCAGCAAUGAUCCUUCGAGCUCAUUAUUGUCUUCUGUUGAUGACGGGGACAGAUAUCAAGGAUGUGAACCUUUGAUGUUGUCUUGCCCUAGCUGCUCUUGCACUUUUGACUGCCCAAUCAUCUAUAAUUCCCUAUGUAAAUCAGUCGCAGAGAAGCCUAAUAAAGCUCAGCCAGAGGAAUCCACCGUCAAAAUCAGCCAUGGUUUGCGUUGCCCAAAGUGUCCAGAGGAAGGGAAUGUUGGUCGAUUAUCUCCUGUGAUGAUUGCCAAUCAGGUUAAGAGACAAGCAGAUGGUUUCAUCUCAACGUAUUACAGGGGGCUAAUGACGUGUGAUGAUGAAACUUGCAAGUAUACUACUCGUAGCUUAAAUUUGCGGGUAAUAGGUGAUUGUGAGAGGGGAACUGUCUGUCCAAACUACCCUCGAUGUAAUGGUCGUCUUGUAAGAAAGUAUUUAGAGGUUGAUCUAUACAAGCAGCUGACGUAUUUCUGCCACAUACUGGAUACUGUUCGUUGCAUUCAGAAGGUAGAUGAUGCUGUAAGAUUACCCCUUGAAAAGGAGCUUAUUAGACUCCGGCCUAUGGUUGAAUUAGCGGCUAAUGUCGCUCAGAAGUUGCGAGAUCGUUGUGCUUAUGGAUGGGUUCAACUAAGUGACCUCUUUGCCACUCUUUGAAGUUACAGGCUAAAAUGGGUGUUCUUUUAAUCAAAAUCUAGCAGUCGUUUGUAAUUAUUUUUAGGCUAUUCAUAUUUUAGAAAUCAUAGCUUCUUUAAAACAGAAGAACAUUUGGGAAUUGGGAUCCUUAAGCAUCUCAUUUACUAAUAGAUCUUCUCAUAGUGCUGUUAGAUGGCUACACUUGUUCUCUUUGCCUAAAAAAUAUACAAGUAUCUAUUAUAAAAAAUAACAGUUUUAUUAAUUUACUAAAGUUGUAUUAAUCAGCUUCAACUAAUAUAUUUAGCAUUAAAAUUAUUGAGCGA
Molecule: messenger RNA, 5421 nt
Organism: Spinacia oleracea (spinach)
Lineage: Eukaryota; Viridiplantae; Streptophyta; Magnoliopsida; Caryophyllales; Amaranthaceae
Product: DNA polymerase alpha catalytic subunit
Exons: 33
Coding region: 533-5119 (1528 amino acids)
Biological process (GO): mitotic DNA replication initiation; DNA replication; leading strand elongation
Cellular component (GO): alpha DNA polymerase:primase complex
Molecular function (GO): chromatin binding; single-stranded DNA binding; DNA replication origin binding
Source: RefSeq, a predicted model, not a curated record